CUUUCACGAGCUACACACCAUAGAAAGUAGAAUCCCUUAUCUCUGAGUCUGAGUCCGAGUCUGAUACUGAUGCUGAGCACAGCAAUAAUACCCAACUCCACUUGCCUCUUGCUCUUACAGAGAAAACAAACACUGCGCUGCAUGCGUAUCAUAUGACUUUGUUACAUUUCCAUUGGUCUAUUCGUCCAUUUAGCUACUCACAUGUUUAUGGUUCUUUGUCACUCUCUUUUUCUUUUUCUUUUGCUUUUUUCAUAAAACAAAAAAAAAAGGAGAGAAAAGAAGAAGAAAAAGCAUAUCUUUAUCAUUCAAAAGAUAUUUACAAAGUUCAGUGGCAUUGUUCCAAGCCAAAAGGUUUCUUUCUCCUUUUUUAAACAAGUCAAUCGAUGAAGAUUUUGGAGAUUGUCAUGUCUCUUCCUUCCAUCUUUCUUUAUAAACCAUUGACUGGGGUUCAGUUGACAGCCAUCUCCAAACACUGACAUAUUUGACUAAAACCCGAAAGGAGGACACAGUUGCUCCAGGACCCUAGUGCUAAUAUUAGUAGUACCGAAGGUUCAUUACUAGAGAGAGCAUAUGCCUGGGGAUAAGUACAACAGUAAUUCAUCCCACAUCCCAAAUCGAGUUGAACGGCUCUUGAGAGAAAGGGAGCUAAGGAAGAAUAGCAGGGCCUCCCACUUGAAUGAAGCACAACCAUUUGAGCCUGACUUACAGUUAAGAGAAGAUGAAAACUCAAAAGUUGCCUAUGUUGAACAAUUCUUGGAAGGGGCUGCAGCUGCAAGGGCGCUUACUGAUGGAUGUGAAAAGCAAGAAGGGCGGCCUCUCAGACAACGACAACGACUGUUGGUUGUGGCCAACAGGUUACCCGUCUCUGCAGUUAGGAGAGGUGAAGAUUCAUGGUCUCUGGACAUAAGUGCUGGGGGUCUGGUCAGUGCCCUUUUAGGUGUAAAGGAGUUUGAAGCAAGGUGGAUUGGUUGGGCAGGGGUAAAUGUGCCAGAUGAAAUUGGGCAGAAGGCACUUACUAAAGCUCUAGCUGAGAAGAGGUGUAUCCCUGUUUUUCUUGAUGAGGAGAUUGUUCAUCAAUAUUACAAUGGAUAUUGCAACAACAUUUUGUGGCCCCUUUUCCAUUACCUUGGACUUCCACAAGAAGAUCGACUUGCCACCACCCGGAGUUUCCAGUCUCAGUUUGCUGCAUAUAAGAAGGCAAAUCAAAUGUUUGCUGAUGUGGUCAAUGAGCACUAUUUGGAGGGUGAUGUAGUUUGGUGCCAUGAUUACCAUCUUAUGUUUCUUCCAAAAUGCCUGAAGGAUUACAACAGCAAAAUGAAAGUUGGUUGGUUUCUCCACACCCCAUUUCCUUCUUCUGAAAUCCAUAGGACACUGCCAUCACGAUCAGAACUUCUCCGUUCAGUUCUUGCAGCUGAUUUAGUCGGUUUUCACACUUAUGACUAUGCACGGCACUUUGUUAGUGCUUGCACUCGCAUUCUUGGACUUGAGGGUACACCUGAAGGAGUUGAGGAUCAAGGGAGGCUUACUCGAGUGGCUGCGUUCCCUAUUGGAAUAGAUUCAGAGCGCUUCAUACGUGCACUGGAGGUUCCUCAAGUCCAAGAACACAUUAGAGAAUUGAAAGAAAGAUUUGCCGGGCGAAAGGUAAUGUUAGGUGUCGAUCGCCUUGAUAUGAUUAAAGGAAUUCCACAAAAGAUACUGGCAUUUGAAAAGUUUCUUGAGGAAAACCCAAGUUGGCGUGACAAAGUGGUUUUACUGCAAAUUGCGGUGCCAACAAGAACGGAUGUUCCAGAGUAUCAAAAACUUACAAGCCAGGUUCAUGAAAUUGUUGGGCGAAUUAAUGGCAGAUUUGGAACUUUGACUGCUGUCCCAAUACAUCACCUGGAUCGUUCCCUUGACUUUCAUGCAUUAUGUGCACUAUAUGCUGUUACAGAUGUAGCACUUGUCACUUCCCUGAGAGAUGGAAUGAAUCUUGUCAGUUACGAGUUUGUGGCAUGCCAAGAUGCAAAGAAAGGGGUCCUCAUUCUUAGUGAGUUUGCUGGUGCCGCACAGUCUCUAGGUGCUGGAGCAAUUCUAGUGAACCCAUGGAACAUCACAGAAGUUGCCAAUUCAAUUGCCCAAGCAUUAAAUAUGGCCUCUGAAGAAAGAGAGAAGCGGCAUAAGCAUAACUUUAUACAUGUGACAACCCACACUGCCCAGGAAUGGGCCGAAACGUUUGUAAGUGAACUUAACGACACUGUCGUAGAGGCACAAAUAAGGACUAGACAGGUGCCACCACCGCUUCCAAACAAGGAGGCUAUUGAAAGAUAUUCGAAAGCAAGUAAUCGAUUGAUCAUACUGGGAUUCAACGCAACAUUAACUGAACCAGUGGACACACCUGAGAGACGAGGUGAUCAAAUAAAAGAAAUGGAACUUAAACUGCACCCAGAGUUGAAAGAACCCUUGUCAGCACUCUGCAAUGAUCCACAAACAACUAUUGUUGUCCUCAGCGGGAGUGCCACAGAAGUUUUAGAUGAUAACUUCGGGGAGCUUGACAUGUGGUUGGCAGCUGAAAAUGGGAUGUUUUUGCGCCUAACAAAGGGAAAAUGGAUGACAACAAUGCCCGAACAUUUGAAUAUGGAAUGGGUUGAGAGUGUGAAGCAUGUUUUUGAGUAUUUCACAGAGAGAACACCCCGGUCACAUUUGGAUGACCGUGCAACUUCGCUUGUGUGGAAUUAUAAAUAUGCAGAUGUUGAUUUUGGAAGACUUCAAGCAAGAGAUAUGCUGCAGCAUCUCUGGACUGGUCCAAUUUCUAAUGCAUCUGUUGAUGUUGUUCAAGGUAGCCGGUCUGUCGAGGUGCGACCAGUUGGUGUCACAAAGGGUGCAGCAAUUGACCGUAUAUUGGGAGAGAUAGUUCACAGUAAAUCUAUGACUACACCCAUUGAUUAUGUGCUGUGUAUUGGACAUUUUCUAGGAAAGGAUGAAGAUGUUUACACCUUUUUUGAGCCAGAUCUUCCGCCUGAGCCGAUGGGUCUUCCAAGAAAGAUGACUGAUGGACAAAAGUUACCUAGUGAGAGAAGAUCUUCAUUGAAGGUUCCAUCAAAUAAAAAUGCCUCAAAAUCAGCUCAGAGCAAGACACAACGACUUUUACUAAAUGGUGAGAAGAAGAAUGCCAAUCACAGCAAUGGGAAUCCACGAUGGCCGUCUCCUGAGAAGAUUUCAUGGAAUGUACUUGACCUGAAGAGGGAGAACUACUACUCUUGUACUGUCGGCCGGACGCGUACAAAUGCUCGAUAUCUGCUUCAGUCUUCGGAUGAUGUUGUCUCAUUUCUGACGGAGCUGGCUGGUGCCUCUUCGGCAAGUUCUUAAUCUCAAGAUUGAGAGAUAUAAUGCUCUCAAGUUUUCGGAAAGUGUACCUUCGCUUAGCCGUAAUUUCGCUUUUGAAUACUAUUGCAUUGUAGAUAUUUUACUGCUUCAAUUGAAAUAUUAGAUUUACUCUUAGAUUAGGUACUAAAAAGGCAUCUAAACCACAGUGAUGGUCAAAGAUUUAGGAAGAACAAAAUGAGAAACUCAGAGCAUCCUUCUUGAAUAUGCAGUAAUUCCCUUAUUAUUAAUCUAAACCACAGUGAUGGUCAAAGUUUUACAUAAUUUCCACCAUCGAAGUAAUUAUUCAUUGAAUUCUCGAGAUGAACACUUUUGAGAAACUUGAGAGCAUAAUAUCUCUCAAUCUGGAGAUGAAGAGCUUGCCGAAGAUGCACCAGCCAACUCCUUCAGAAAUGAGACAACAACAUCUGAAGACUGAAGCAUCUAUCCAGCAUUUGUGCAUGUCACAGAACCGUCGAAAUUUUUUCGGAUCCGACGACAUUGCAUCUAGUUGAAGGCUUUGCUGAAGCUUUAGGAGUUUGGCUGCUGCUAGUGUUUGGGAUGAAUGGCAGGCAUUAUACUAUCUAGCAUCUACAAGUGCAUCCACAUUACUAUUGUGUUUUCUGAGAGAGGUUUCCUCAACCCUUAUUUUCGUUUUUCAUUUGUCCAUUUCAAAAAAAGUAAUUCAUCUCAUCUCCUUGGCAAAUUUAU
This is a messenger RNA of Prunus persica (peach), 4050 nucleotides long. RefSeq names its product alpha,alpha-trehalose-phosphate synthase [UDP-forming] 1. The coding region runs from base 571 to 3345 and encodes 924 amino acids. Gene Ontology annotation, molecular function: alpha,alpha-trehalose-phosphate synthase (UDP-forming) activity. Gene Ontology annotation, cellular component: cytosol. Gene Ontology annotation, biological process: trehalose biosynthetic process. Lineage: Eukaryota; Viridiplantae; Streptophyta; Magnoliopsida; Rosales; Rosaceae. The record is from RefSeq and is a predicted model, not a curated record. The transcript is spliced from 19 exons.